AUGUACCUCCUAAAGCCUACCACCGUGGCCGUUGCCGCGCUCCUCCUCCCACCAGCAGUGGCAGUGACCUGCCUCGGCGGCCCAGACAAGGAAGACUGCUACGCCGUGGAGCAGAAAGGCGCUGCGUGCACCGACGUCAAAGGCAUGCUGUACACGAGCGCCUGUGACCAUGCGUGCAGCCCAGAAUGGUACAACGCUAUCGUGGGCUGUAUCCAGUGCGGGCUGCUGUACAGCUACACGCGCCCGAACCCCGCGUACGCGACCUCGGGCGACAGCUCGGCCUACGAUGCCGCCCAGUGGUCCGUCACGCGGCUGUACGCGGCGUGCAAGGCGGCCGGGAAGCUGCCGCCCAACCCGGCGAACAUCUCGGAGCCGAUUAGUCACGGGAACCCCAAGGCCGCGCGUGGGGACCUCAACUUCAUCCUCAAGGCGUGCGCACUGCUCAACAUGAGCCUGGUCGACAGGCAGCUCUACACCCAGUGGCCGGUGCCGCGCGACCCUGAGCUCGCGCUGUCCGUCAGCUCGACGUUUACUUACACGUCGGUCCCGCCGUUCAAGACGUCGUCCCACCCCAGUCCCAAUGCGGCGCAGAGAGUGUCAGCUGGCGUCGACAACUACAACCUAUAUGUCGACUGCCUGCAGUGCAGCAUCGCCAAGUACUACACCCGGGCGUGGUACGAGGCCAACUCGACUAGGCACUUCGACGGCAGGAGCACCCAGUACGACCAGGCGCAGAUCCGUCUCGUCGAACUGUACAACAGCUGCGAGCGCGGGGGGCGCGUGCCAGACCGGGCGAAGAACCUCACUGAGCCACCACUGCCGUACCCCCUCCCAGCGGACCUGGUCGGUCGGCCGCGUUCGUGCGAGUGGAUAUGCCGCCAGACCGACCUUUUUGACGGCCCCUUGACCAACUUCACGUACUGCAUCAUUGGGAGGCAAGCGCCAGAGGACUGUCGCGCGGCGUGCUCGCAAACGUUCUUCGACAACACGGCCGCAUGCUACCAGUGCCGCUUCUCCGGCACAGGGUACACGGCGUACCUCGACCCCGAUCUCAGCUUCGCCGCCGACGGCCUUCCCCUGGCUGAUCGCAGAAAACUAGACGACCUCGUCAAAGGCGAGCAAUGUGCGUUUCCCCACGACAACAUGCUCAUCGCUGUGACUUUGGCGCUUGCACUGCUUGCCCAGCAGAAGGCGGUGGCCAUCGACUGCAACGGUACCGACUCGGCACGGUGCACCUCGCUCUUCGACGCCGCCGUGGAGUGCACCGACCACGUUAACGACCCCACAAACAACUGCGGCACGGUCUGCACUGGCGACAACUUCAACUUCUUGGUCGACUGUCAGCAGUGCAACGUCAACCUCGAGUACAAGAAGAAGACCCGCCCUCCCUCCGACGUCGAAGGCCACAGCCCCAUCACCGGCAACAGCUACUACUACGCCGUAGCGGCGAGCAACGUGCGGGGGCUGUACCAAAUCUGCCGGCGGACCGUCGGCGUUCCCGCCGGGGCGAGGAACAUCACCGAGCCGCCACUGUAG
Molecule: messenger RNA, 1536 nt
Organism: Vanrija pseudolonga
Lineage: Eukaryota; Fungi; Basidiomycota; Tremellomycetes; Trichosporonales; Trichosporonaceae
Exons: 8
Coding region: 1-1536 (511 amino acids)
Source: RefSeq, a predicted model, not a curated record